This is a messenger RNA of Harpegnathos saltator (Jerdon's jumping ant), 10652 nucleotides long. RefSeq names its product KICSTOR complex protein SZT2. The record is from RefSeq and is a predicted model, not a curated record. Gene Ontology annotation, cellular component: peroxisome. NCBI's taxonomy places the organism in Eukaryota, Metazoa, Arthropoda, Insecta, Hymenoptera, Formicidae. Bases 373 to 10419 code for a protein of 3348 amino acids. The transcript has 25 exons.
UUAAAAGGCUGCGGGCGCUUUAAACUCGAGAUCGAAUUUCGCAGAUGCGCACGUGGUGGUGUAUAUUGGCACGCAAUAAAGUGCGCGUCGUGCGUCGAGAUUUGCGCUAGGCCAGACCAGGUUAUGUUACGUUGUGUUUAUCACUCGCGCGUAGUGGAUAUAACACGCGACGAUGAAAUAAAUAGACAACACAAUAUGACCUUUGGACAAUUAUACGCGCUGACUGUUUUCCCUGCUGCGGUGCAGCGGUGCAUUCGCGUGACGUUGCGAUGAUUUACUUCCCGUGCAACGUGAUGAUGACCUGUCGGGGAGUGCAAUGAUUUUAAUAACGGUAAUGAUAGACUAAUAGAAAGUUUGCGUGUGAGAUUCGUCAUGGCGAAUGCGAAAAAUGAGGAGAGGACGGUUUUGGAAGCAGAAACAGUCUUUUUAUUAAUGAAAAAGGGUUUCCCCAUCUCUCGCAAUGUGAGGGCCCAGUGGUUGCUGGAACAUUUAGAUUCUGUGAUAAGUACACAGUAUCCGAGUGUAAAAAGUAAAGAAGCGCCAGAAUUGGAGAUUGUAUCGGUGCUGCCAAAAGAUAAGCCUAUAACUUGGUCUAUAGAUACUAGCCAUCAGUUUCUUUAUAAAGUUAUUUCCACGACUUCAAUUAUAUUCCUUGGGCACAAGUACAGAAUGGUCUUUAGUUUAGACUUAAGUCCGUCUCUUGCUACUGUUGAUAUACAACAUGGGGAAAUAGUGAUUGAUGAAGUGUGCCUGGCAACGAAGCAAUGUUUGGAAGGUAUAACCAGACCAUUUACGAUACCAGGCAGCAAGCGCGUGAUGCAACCUGAAAUUUAUGUGACUGUGAUAGCUCAUACGCCAUUCUUUACGAACCCGGCGCAGCAAGUACUGGUGCAAGGGUGGUUGAUCACCGCAGAUAAUGUGAACUCUCUAACGCAGUACGUCGAGAAAAAGCUGUACGAGUUGGAGGAGAAAGUAGCGACCGUUACUGCCAUAGCUAAUCAGCAAUUAGAACAUUUAAGAGCAGAGAGCGAGCGUUUGGUGGGAGGGCUCUUCGAGGAGAGCGGUAACUGCUUGAACAAAAGUAGCAGUAGUUGUACAGCCAAUAUUUCCAUGGUUUCGCCAGAAGCCAGUUUUGUAAAUAUGCUGAGAUACGGAAUGCUAGCUCUAACACUCUUACCUGAGCACAGCUGCGCACAUAUGGUGAUAGUCUCGGACGGUAUUGUCGGAGUCAAGGACGUUCACGCGUUAGACUCUAUCGUGCAACAACUGCGUGCAACUACGGUUGCGUGCAGUUUUCUGCACGUAGGCAGCGCGUAUCAUCCGCAUUGCGCGGACGGUCUAGUGCCAUACCAAGAUCUGCUGUAUUUUAUCGCUGCAGCCACCCUCGGUAGUUAUAUGUCUUUCAACUCAUACUUUAUACCUACGCAUGGGACGGAUAUGAAUCUUUAUCACAGGAACUUUCUGUGCUGGCAAUUAUAUCGAGAUGUUCCCUACGAUAGUACGCCGGAUGGUCAUGUCUGUUGGCGAACUGAAAACAAUUGCUUCGACGAACAUAAAACCGAUCAGCUGCUGAGGAAAAAGCAGAUCGACGACAAAGUUACCUGCACCUUGAGCAGCUUGCUGUGCUGCCGCCUAAGAGAAGGAUACUUGAUAAAAAGAGCCACCAUACGAGACGACGUUCUUGAGAUCAAUUUCGUGCUGCUGUGGAAAAGCAACGUUUCGUUGGAGUACCUGGUUACAUGCCCGUGGUCUUCGAAAUCAUUGUCGCAGUCCAAUGUGAUACAAUACGUUAUUACUAUAGAAGCACCGUAUGAAUUUUUACAUGACAUUACAUGCAUGUCGAAAAAGCCACUCAAGUCGAAUUAUCGCCAGGGUGUCGUUUCUUGUUUCUGGACGGCAUUGACAUCCUUGACCGAGAGCGACAAUACGUUAGCGCACUUCAGUUGGUUUCCAGGAUCCGGUUGGACGUGGUACAGCGUUCCAGACACCAUCAGAAGCGGGAUGCCGGUGUUCUAUUUGUCGUCUUACCCGUCACCAAGUACAGUACAACUUAGCGACGCCGCCUGCCCACAAUUUGGGCAGAUAUGGCAACCAGUCGUCUCUCUGGAUCCGCUUCAGUGGGCACGCUGGAUGCAUACCCAGCGAAUCACGUUAAUCCUGUCGUACGACAGGCCGUUGCCGAGGCAUCUUCACCAAGCGAAUCAGAGCGGUCGUUUCCAAUGCGUUCAGAGCCGACAAGCGGCGGCCGUCUUGUAUGCCAUGCUGAAAAAUUGGGCGACUUUCGUGCUGAUUGAAAACCACACGUACGUCCAGUUCAUAUACAGGGAGACGGAGAAACCACCGGUGUCGUUCUCGUUGAUCCGCAUUAAUUGCAAGGCGCUCUGCGUCGUGCUCAAUAUAGCGUUUGCCGGCGGCACCGAAGGUGUCGUUCGUCAUAACGUGGUGGUAGAUCUCGUGGACAGAUUGUCCAAGUUGGCGUUGCCGAACAGACCGACGGAGCAACGGGAAACUCCGUGUUGCACGAUAAUACACAAGUCGCUCGAGAGAAUCCUCAUAAGGUACGAGCGUAUACCGAACGAUUUGAGCAUGGUCGUGUUCCCCGAUGGCACUCAGCCAACAUGGACUAGGACUGCGCCGAUACUGGGUGGUAGUCUGACCACCACCCUGUCCAGAUACUUGUAUCACAACCGAUGGCUGUGGCAUGUGAAGCGACCGUUCGUGCAAACCAUCCCGGGCAUCACUUUGCCAAAAUUGAACAUCACUGCGAUCGCGAGGAUACUCUCCACGAUCACAAAAAUACGUUUAACGGAGGGCUUCAAUUUUGCGUAUUCGGCAGCCGGCAUCACAAAUAUGGUGUUGGAGGUGCAGAUGCAGGGCUUCGGGGCAAACAAGGAGUCGUAUCCAUGUAUCAUACAAUAUAUUUUGUUCCCGCCUCACGCUGUGUCGAGCACGACGCUGGAACGUGAUAGCGGCUCCGAAGAAGAUACGGAAGAAGGCACCGCCGACGGAGAAGCGAGUAUGCAGGAAGAUUGCGAGAGCUCUAGCGAGUAUCAGAUUGUGACGGAGGUAUGGAUCGAACCUCAAUGCGGCUACGUACAAAUGCCUACGCAAUCGACUGCUACGUAUAUGCAUCCUCUGCAGUAUUAUCAGUUACCAGACGCGAUUGCCCGAGUAGACGAGGAGUGUAUUAACGCUUUGAUGACCUUAGAAUACUUGAGCCUCUUGAGCCAAGUGGUCCCGGCGGAAAAGAGUACCGAGAUCGUGUUCGGGCAACCGCAUCAAGGAGUCAGGUAUUACGGCGCCACGGACACCAGCGCGGAGCGUGCCUCGAAAUGUCCCGACCCGGCCGAGCUCUUCGAAACGACGCCGAUCAUCGACGAGAGGAUCCAUCCGAAGUACUUCUCGUUCGACACUCUGAGCAUUUUGCCCAAGUGUCAGCAGGCGGAACUGUUGUUCUCGAUGUUCGCUGAUGAUUCGGUGCGUAUCGACGAGGACAGAAAUAGCGCGAACAAAAUUCUUAUGGGCAACUUCUUGGAGCAUAUCAAACAGUUGCACAACAAAGAGCUGCUGCUUACAUCGGCAGAAUCGCAGAAGUUCACUAGGAUGCUCCUUAGCAGGCCGCGUGAGAAUGGCCCGCCAUUGCCUUUCUUUGUGCAAGAAGAGAGGAACUAUCAGGACGAUAUUUCAGAUAUUUACCCGAGAUGGAAGUGUUUUGUUAAAGGAAUCAGCACAACGCACGUCAUUCUCACGAUUUUACCAGCGACCGAGAAAGACGUUCGCUUGAUAAUGUAUCCCGCGUAUGUGAGCGACAAUUGCACGAGCAAUAACUCGGAGAAGAAUUUCGAGUCCGACAUUUUCGAUCUCGACAUGAACGAAAAGAUACUAUCGCCGACUUUGUGCGCGAAGGACACGAACGUGUCUGACUUUCCGAUCUUUGAGCGCAGAGAGUCGAAAAUCUCUAGUCAAUCCACCACUGCGGAUAGCAUGCCGAAGGCUAACGCGGAACAAAACUUUGCUAAUGCCGACAACGGGGGGAGUCUCGUUAUACCUGUAUACGUGUACGAUUGUUCGUUAGCGUUGUUAAUCGACGCGCUGGUCAGCCGACUACAAACGCCUCAGAAUAAAGACAUCUACCAAGAUCACACGUUCAAAAUUGGCCAAGAAAUUUGCGAGGACUUCAUUAAUCUCAAGCCGGAGGGCAACACGAAGCCUUCGUCUCCAGAGCCGAAGAGCGAGGAUUCCGACAAUAUUUCUAGCGAUCAACGAAGUUUGAUGGAGCACUGUAAAUUAUUGAGCUUAGCUCAUUGUCAUUGUUACGUGGUUGCGGUUUACAAAUCACUGGCGCUGCAACAGUCCCUGAGCUAUGAAGACAUGGAGGCUGCUGUGGAGCAGUGCGAGGAAAACCUGAUUGAGAUUAACAUUACGAAUUACGUACGAUCGGUCUGCAGGCACUUGAGCACGUUGCCAAAGGGCAGUCUGCUCGAUCAGUUGAAGGUCUCCGCUUGCAAUGACGUCAAGCCGUUGCACAAUUUGAUUAAAGACAAGUUCAAGAGAAUUAUGGCGGUCGCUUUUAGACCCGUACCCGUUCAUCCGGAAUUUUACUACUGCUUACCGUCGUGGGUGUCUGACAAAAUGGAGGUUGUGUCGCAAAGGACAGAUAGCGAUGAAUUCACGUUUCACUCUGAAAUAUUAGAUCCAACUCUAGAUAAUUCUCCUGGUCAAGCGAAUCAAAACGCCAAUAUCACAUGGCCGGCUGUAAAUCUACACAAUCCCGCGAAACUGUCUCACCGUGACUCCACCGAGUCGCUCAUAAGCGAUCUGCAAGAGGAAAAUACAUGGGACAAGGAACAACCGCUCUUCUUGCAACUAAGUUGUUCGAUACAUUUUCGUUCCGAGCUCUCUAGCAUACCGGUCAAAGUGGUGCCUACUUGCUUCACCGAGAUUAUUCAGAGGAUAGAUGAUAGCAAAGAGAAGGACCUCACCGAGCAAAGUCUGGACGAUCUGAAGAUUACUUUGGACAUCAUAUGUCUGAACCUCCCGAGGGAAGUAUUGGAAGUAUCGCUGGAACGUUAUCCCGCGUUAAGAGCGACGUCUUACUGUAGCGCAUCGCCGUUUGGUAGCAUGCGCACCGACAGCGGUGGCAGUCCGACCGCGAACGCAAAGACUGAACCGAUGCAGGAGAGAAUGCCGAACCUGCCGCUGUAUCAACACAGUGCAAUAAUCAGCUUGAAGGACGAGAUCGAGUGGCUGUUGCGAGAUGAAACUGCGACGGCGCUUCUGGACCAUCCGUCGCCGAAUGCGGAUACGUUGCGGUUCAUAGCGCACCAUGUGUCGGAUUCCGCCGGCAGAUCCAGCUGUUCGCUAGAUAAAGUGCCCUUGCACUUUGUCUUCUCGUCGGAGAGCAGUGCGCCGAAAUUUCUGAAGGAGUUGAGGAGCCUUCAGAUCGAUAAGUACUGCAUCUGUCAGGAGAGCGAUCUGUUUUACUUUAUUAAGAAGCCAGAAGUAAUAGAACCUGAAGUGAAAAUUGAGGCAGAAACCGAUGUAUUGCACAUAGACGUAGAAGAACCGCAAUUAAAGGAAGCCAACAGCGUCGAAAAUAUCGAGCAAGAGGAGACAUCAGUGGCUGCAAUUCAAAUCAACGGACAAGACUCUGGAGAUACGCCAGGUUAUUACUCUGAGAUCUCGAGUAUAGCUGAAGGGAAGCAUGGGACGGACGACGGAUAUGACGGUGACAGCAGCAACUCCGAGGACGACUUCCAGUGGUUGAUAGAGCUUGACAAGCGCAGAAACCGUCUGCCGAAUUUCUGGCUAAUCCUGAGCGUCGAGAGCAGCGACGUGAACGUUUACUUUCACUGCAGGUUCUUAGAACUCUCUUCACCGGAAGUGGACCGUUAUUCGCAGAUACAAAAAAUGCUGCUCGCCCAAAUCAAGGCUAUAUGCCGACGAGUGAAUCAGUUUUUGCUUUUACAAAGUCUUCACGAUACUCGCAUAUGCGAUCCGCUGUUGGAGCCAGAAUCCAGCGAAGAUUACACCUGGAGGGGUGAAACCGCCGGCGGCGAGACCGGUAAUCUUUUCCAAAAUCAUGCCUCAGCUUCGCCAGGCAUGUUCAGAUGCCCUGUUAUUUGGGAAGAACCCUUCAACCUGCAUCCCCGUCUCAAGACGGGACCCGGCAGGUCCGGAUUGUCAAGAGGGAUCACAGCGCUGCACGGCGUGCUGAAUAGGCUGUCCGUCAACAACCGAAACAACAUGUUCGUGUAUCAGGAGAAUAACGAGAAUGUCUUCUACCUGCGGCUUCAUGAACAAACAAACGACGGGAAGUCUCUGCAGAAUAAGCUGUCCGAGAGCGACGAGAAGUUGGUCGUUUCGCGCAGCAACAGCGUCGCGUCCUUGUCACGAGCUAAGGGCAUAGGUCUGACCAACGAUCCCGUGAUAUCGGACGACACUCGACCCAGAGUUCGUUCGUUUGGCGAGAAAGAGUCUGAUAUAUUGAACAAGACCGGCGACUCGAUCAUCCUGAUGGUACACGGUAUAUCGGACGCCGGUCCGGAAGUGAAGCGGGAUCUGGUGCAAGUGUUGCAAAAUCGCCUCGACGACGCGGUGCUGGAAGUGCUGUCUGUGAUGCUGGCACGCAAUCCGAUGUGCAAGCUGACACCGGCGGACGUGCACUUCAUACAAAAACCGUACAAGUCUCCCGAAUGUAUAGUGCAGCUGUCCGUGCAGCCGCACUGUCUGCCUCGUAUAGACGCCCUGGGCUGCUAUUUGAGGCAGAAUAUAUUGCAGUUCUUAUACACGCCGAAAUACACGGACCUCGGGAUGAAUCAUCAUUUUCAGGAUUACUCGCCGUUGGACGGCUCGAGGAAGACAGCCGCCGAGUCCGACAUCUUUCUGUACAACCAAAGCUACAACUCGAGCGGCAGCAAAGGCAUAGCUUGCAUCGCGUUAGCUAUCACCGUCGACAAAGCAGAGCCUUCGAAUGGCAAGUCGAACGACAAGCUGGGUUUCCCCAAGUCGUUGAAGCCCGAGAAUUUCGAGGAUAUCGUGUCGACCACCGUCUACGACCACAAGAACAGCUCCAAGCCAAGCGCGGAGACGUUGAUCGAGUUCCGAAUUUGGAAGCAGGGUAGGGUGAACUUGGAGUCACUGAUCCUGAAAUUGUCAUCCGCUGUAAAGCACGGCACUUGGGACCUGGUCACAGAGUACAAUCUCUUGGCGACGCCCUUGACGGAGUCAGAAGACGUCGCUGAUUCUUCGUCAGUGGUCAAAGAGACUGCAGUGGAGAAUAGGGAGACGCAGACACCGCCCGUGAAGACACCGCCGCCACAAUCGCCGAAAACUCCUGACGAUUCGACGAUCGAUCAGUACGAGCUUGGUGAGGAAGGCAAGUUGAAUGAGAUAUAUCACACCACGCUGGCGCGGUGGUUCCAGUUUGCCCUGGAGAUGGGCGUACCUGCUGUCAAGAAGCACGAAGUAAUUAUUCAUCACAGGCAUGCGAUCCCUGUGAUAGUGAAGGAGCUGCAGAAUCUCAUACGUUGUCAGGAUCCGGACACAUCCAGUAGAGUCUUUGUUCUGCAAGAUCGACAACCCUUUCUCAAUCAAUUCGUCGUUUCCCGUAAAACAGGUUCCGGCACACACAAAUGGCCCGAGAGUAUCCGGAAUAAAGUGUCAACUGAAGGUAACGUGAAUCGAGAAGGCGCGGAUUCGCCCGUGUACGUGCCGCGUGAUUUCAACAAGGACGAGCAGGCAAGCUGCAUUAAAUGUAUCUUGAUUGCGAGGAACUUUUGUCAGUGGAAGGCGUCUUCGAGUAGAAAGAUAGAUCCAGAACUGCUUGCUCCUAAGGAUCAAAAACAAUUGCAGAAAUUUAAUCCGCUGAUAUCGGAAUCGAAUUUCGUGCCUAGGCAAAGGAUACUGCUAGCUGAAAUACAAAGCGACAAUAUAAUAAUAUACAUAUACAAUUGGUCGAAGGAAAAGUCAGAGAAACUGAUGAAACAAGCAACUAGUUUGGGCACGUGGCUCUCCUCCAGGUCCAGUCUAUUUACCAACAUCAAUAUGCAGAAGCUAGGUAUAUUCCACCACAAGCUCUCGCGAGACCCGCAACAAAGAGAACACGGCUCCCAGUAUUAUCAGAUCACCGACAUGGAGAGUCUCGCGAAAUUUCCCAGCCAGUCGAGCGCCGACAGCAAGGACUGGACGCGGUCGAGCAACCGAGCGCAAGCGAUGAAGAACAGCGCGUUCUCGUGGACCCAGGUUGUCGGGCAAGCGAUGCGCGACGCGAAGCCGAGCGCAUCUUACACUCUCAACACAGCGGAUCCAAUCGUGAAGGCUGCUUACGACCUACAGGACCUGCGACAUCGCGAGAAGAGGGUUAAAGAGGAUCUGGAGAAACUGUACGCGAUGUGGCAAAGUCGUACGCCUAAUAUACCGAUAUCGCUGAACGCUUCGAACACGUUCAAGCAGUACUCCCGCUUGAUACACUUCUGCCACACGCCUCUGCUCUUCUUGCCGGCCUGGCGUUUACAAUCGGCCGCUACGAGGGAUCACUCGUUGACGCCGCCGUCGUCUCUCUUCAGUCUGAACAAUAACAACAACGCUCAGUCACCACAAUCACCACAAACGACGCAGCCAAAGCAGAAGGCGGCCAACACGAUGUUGAUCAAGUGGCAUCAGGAGCUCUGUAAAUCGAUGUUGUCCGAGUACAAGCAAUACUUGCAGAUCUUGGGCUUUAAUCCGAUCCAAGUGGAGUCGUCGCAUAAAAUAGACGAAGAGCACGCGCAGCAGCAAUCUUACUACCUGAAGAAGUCGAUGUUGGGCGGUAUUUUAUUGUUCGAAAUUCACCUUUCGCAACCGUUCUUCAUCGUCAAGUUGAGCAUCAUCGAGUGCAAUCGCUUGCAGACGAAGACCAGUAGCGGUAUGGUGAAUCAGUUUGUACUGAGCUUCGUAGACGCUUGCGACAAGAUCAAGAUCAAUAUGCACUUGCACUCGUUCACCUACGACUUUCAUCUGCGUUGCAUUCACUCUUACAUCGCCGGGACCGGGCCGUGGUCCUUACAACAGGGUUAUCAUCUCACUCACUUCCUGGACGACUUCAUUAAAUACUACAGCAAGGCGCCGAAUUACGCCAGGAAUCUGAUAUACAGCGGAUUUUUCUUCAUUUCAGACGUAAUAACGAUACGGAACAUAGCGAUACCCGCGCGCACGUUGUACUCGUAUCUGCUGUCGCACGACAAAGUGUACGGUAUGCGUGUGAUGUCCAGCGAGCUUCAGGAAUCUCACGACAACGAAUACGUUUUGAUCAAACUGCAAAGCACUCCGUUGGUUAGCUACUGUGACGCUCAGGACACUCGGUACACCGACGACUUUGACGUAGCGCUGAUCGUAUCGCGUGUGGAGCAGCCGGCGCAGUUGGAAAAGACCGAGAUUACCUUGAAAUAUUAUCUCAUGUUAACGAGCAAGAGAGAGCUGUACCCGAAGAGAGAGGUGGAGAACAAUAAGCUGGGCAAGUUCAGGACAGUGUACAGCGUAGGCAGAUCCACCAACAGCUCGUACACGGACAGCCCGGUAGAGUCCAGUCCCGUCUCGCCGAUGCCGCCGUUCGUGAGGGGCGAUUCCAGGACGGAAAUAUGCGUUGAUCAGCAGCAGAUCGAUAAAAGCCUCGAUUCCAACGGCGGCACGGUCACCAAAGAGACCAACGAAACCAAAGACGCCGAGAUUAAGACAGCCAACUACAACGUUCACAACAGUUUAGCGCCGACGCCACCACCGGUCCCCAAUUCUCCUCUCGCGCAGAGCUCGAGUAUCCCGAACGCGACGUCGACGAACAUGUCGACGUCGUCGCCACAUUUGGUGCAGAUUCGCCAGGAAUCGGUCAAUUAUCUGGGUUACUACUCAUCGCACGAACAGCUGAUGCAACAGCUGAUCAUGUCUCAGGCGCAAGCGGCUCGCCAGCACAUCAUGAGCAUGGUGGACCGCGGCGCGUUACAAUGCAGGACGCAUUUACUCUGGGACAAGCUGUUGGAGAAUAAGUCCACGAUGACGUACGCCGAGUUCAAGGAACUUUGCUCGUUGGCCCACAUCGAGUCCCUGCCGAAUCUGGACCCCAGGCUCCGUCCGCUUGUUAAUCAGCCGGUCUCAUGGUACCAGACUUUGUCCAAAGUCUUGCAGAACAAGUAUCAGGAGAAUCAUAAGCAGUUCAACACUUCCGACGGAAACAUCACUCAUCAUCUGAUACUGCAUCCGACUCUUUUCCAGGCGUUUAUGAUGCUGACGAUUGACUUGCACGCGUCGAGAGGAGAUCUGUGCGCAGUUUAUCGAAAAUCCACGGAGAUCAAUGUGCCGAUGAACAUCGAAGACGUCUACACUCUGAUCGAAGGCUUCGUGAACGCUUGUUGCUUCCACUUGUGGAUGGGCCUCUGCAACCAGUGAUAACAUUCCUACCGUACGAUGCGACGAUGGCACACUGCUUCUCAAGUUUUUUGACGUACUUAUGAAAAUUUUAACGCGCAGCGUGUUUCAUUCGCACUCGAUUUAGCGAAUUACCUUCCUACGAUGUCGAACGAGCGUCACGGCGCACUAGAUGCUAAUAUAUUAUGGAUUAUUACAACUUAUACGAGAAAGACUUUGUAAAUAUGAAAUAUAUAUUUUCCUGUUACAUACAU